Molecule: messenger RNA, 6613 nt
Organism: Strongylocentrotus purpuratus (purple sea urchin)
Lineage: Eukaryota; Metazoa; Echinodermata; Echinoidea; Camarodonta; Strongylocentrotidae
Product: BAG family molecular chaperone regulator 3
Exons: 2
Coding region: 475-1788 (437 amino acids)
Molecular function (GO): protein-folding chaperone binding
Source: RefSeq, a predicted model, not a curated record
AGCCUUGUGCAUAAUGUCUCCAUUAGAACAUAUCAACUUAAAUCAUAAUGGCUUACAAUGCACUGCGCACCUCCAUCCAUGUACUGAGGCAAAAAUAGCCUUGGCCAGGAAAGGACUAUAAUGAUUCAGUAAUUUAGUGUCCUAGGAAGUCUGUUUGCGUAGACUAGAGGCGUCGUUGCCAAACCUGUUUUGGCAGGAAGCGCCGUAGAUUACAGCACAACCUUGCGCUUAUUAAGACUUGGCGUUUUUAAGUUCAUGUCAGUUUUGAAGUUUGCAGCGUUGGAACAUCAUAUGCGUACAGUGUUUUGGACCUGUCAGGUUCUCUGUCUUUGUGUGGCAAACUUCUAUACUUACAUUGCCUGGACCUAGGCUAGAGAAAGUCUUGAAAAUUGGUUUGAACAAAUACUGUUCACUGCAGGUCUUUUUAUUUUGACGUCGUGAUUCAUGUAGAGUUCUGGAUAUAUUUUGUUUCUCAUGAGGAUCCUCGGCUCAAGUACUCAGCAGUUUUUGCCUGUGAAUGACGGUUCCUUUGCCAAUAUGUACGUCCAGUCAGCUCCCCACCACUCUCAUCAAACUCCUACAAGCCAACAGCAGUACUACUGGCAGAACCGCCCCGUGAAUGUAGAGCAUGGAGGGAGUGCAAGCCCCAAGAACCACCAUCGGGAGUUCCCCAUCGUGGAUGGCAAGUUUGUCAACCAGAGCAUGGUGAGUCCACAGAGCAACCGUAGAAUGGGUUCUGCUACUUCCAUGAUCCAGAGGCCAGUCACCAUGCACAGUCCGCGCCAGAGCCGAAGAGGAGCUCCUCUGCAGCAGUCUGGGAGUGUCCUGCAGCGAGGUGGAGCAGUCAGGUCCAAUGCAAGACCGAUGCCACCCCAGCAGCAGCACACCUCACACGCAGUACCACACCUGCAACAACAGCAGAGCAAUGGCAGACCCAAUGGGAGUCAAACAUAUACUGUUCCGAUCCACGUGCAGCAGCAGCACGAUGGAUCCUCCUCUGGAAGCAGCAGUCCAGAGCUUAGGAGCGGCAUGACCAACUCCAUGAGGAAUUUCAAUGGUCACCAGACCCCGAUCUCUAUACCCAUUCAGGUGCUACGUGGUGGGAGCAACCAACAUAGUGAUUUUCCUCAUGUACCACCCCCUGUUCCUCCCUACCCUCAUGAGAGUCUGAUUAAUCAGAGGGCAUACCAGGCUAAUCAUCAAGUCCCGUCCCACACUGGUGCCAAACAGCAACCGUCACCAACUGUUGGAUCGCCUCAGCUACCCAAUGUCAUUGUCUCCGGAGAUCUUCCUCAGUUCACUGAAGAUGGUUUAUCAUCGUCAUCAAGCCCAGAGCGUCAAUCCCAGAGCCAGGCACCAUCGAGGGGAGCAGGACAGACAAGAACAGCUUUCCGCGGUGCCCCUCGUAAAGCGCAGUCCCCACCCAGGACUUCACCGGCAACGCAGCACAAGACUACUAAGACAGCAUCGUCAAAGACCAUUGACGUCAACUCAAAGCCAGCUAGCGAAAAAGAGGAUGCAUCCUCGCAGCAUCCAAAGGAACUAAGGGAAAUAUUUGAAAUCAUGACCUUCAUCGCCAAGUUGGGAAACGAGGCGGAUAGCUUUAACGGUUCUAAGUCCGACCCAGGGUAUCUGAAACUGGAAGAACUCCUCACACGCCAAGUACUCCGUCUGGACAAUAUUGAUGCCCAUGGAGAUGCCUCUGUACGGAAUGAACGCAAGAAAGCUGUGCACAAAGCCCAGGGAUAUCUGGACUAUUUGGAAAGGAAAUGCAGUGGUAGAAGAUAGCCUAUAGAACCCUUACCAUCAUCAUUGUGAAUGUAAAUAUAUUUUGACAUUGUACAUGUGUAAAACUGUAAAUUUGGUAGCUAGUGCAGGUCAAAUUUAUUCUUCGAGUUCCUCGUCAGAUUACUGGGCAUUUAGGACAGUCUUUAGAAUGAACUAAACGAUGACAAUGAUCUCAUUGUUUAUGAUGAGUUUAUCUCAGUCUUAAUAUUAUAUGAUUUAAAGUCGGAAAGAAACCUAUGUACAAACUAGAAUGGAUGCAAUGUGUGCUAGUAGAUUGCAUGCCAGCUUGCUAAGGUAUUCUUACUUUUCUAUUAUUCUCUCCUAUUGACUCAUGAAAAUGACACAACCCUCUUGGCCUGUGUGUUGUUGCUAUUUUGACUAGUAUAAACACACUACACGUUUGCCAAAUAAUAGACUGCCGUGAGUGUUUUCACAAGAUAGUCAUGUCACAGGUAUUAGAACCUGAAUGAUCCACGCUGCCUUAAAGUUCUAUGUACAUGUAACUGCCAAGGACAGAUUAUGCUGUGUAGUAGAACGUGUGUAUUCAUAUUUCAUAAAGCAAGCUAUUUAUUUAUUUCACUCUUGCUCAAUGAACACAAGCUAAAAAAAGGGGAUGCAGAUUUUUUAAAAAUCCAUACCCUUAUUGUUGACUCUAAAAGUUGAAGUUCACGGUUUUCAUUGUACAAUAUUUAUGAAUCGGAUGCUUCUAUUUGGGGGUACUGGACGUAAAAUGUUAGCACAACUUUUGUUAAUGCAAAUUGAAUAAUGUGGCAUAGAGGGUACUUGUACGGUAUAUUUAGAUAUAAAUGUAUGUAUAAUCUAUUUCAAGUUUUUAUUUUGCCAUAAAGAAUGAGAAAUGUCAAUUAAUUUAUUUUAAUCAUUCAUUCAUCUUCCUCCAGAAGUAUUCUAUAAAUUUGAAUUUUUGAAUUGUUUUCCGUCAAAAUUAGGAAUGUUUUGGACUGUAUUCAAAGAUCAAAGUCACAAAAUAACAAAAGGAUGUGUAUUCAAUUGAUGCAAUGCCUCAUUCAAUAUGUUUAUCUUUGAAAAGAUGAUUAAGUGUUCUUUCAAAUAAUGUAAUUUCUAAAUAGGAUCUUCCGAUCUUAUUUCUUUUCAUGUACAUGUAGAUGUACAUACAUGUACAUUCUAAAUUGGGCAACCACUUACAUGUAAACUGGUAGACAGCAAUUGGCAAAGAUUACAAGUAGUACAUGUAUAUAUGAUUAUCCUUAGUCAUCAUAUUCAUUAAAAGUGUAUUCAUAUUAGCAUUUUAUUUCAUUCUAUUAUGAUGAUGCUACAGUUCACUUGUAAUUGGGUAUGUAACAUACUGUACAUUAGGAAAUAAUAAUAAAAACGUAUGUGCUAGCAUGAGUGAAUGGUCAAGCUACACAGAGGAAAUAAUUCAUCACAGUAAUUUAACCCCACCAAAGGGGUUAACAAGCUAAUCAUGUUUUUUGUAAUGUAUCCUGACACUUCUGUCGGUCAAGAGGUCGUCUUCAGAAGCAUAUGACCCCAAUAUUCAUCAAUUAAAAGAUUAACCAUCCCCUUUAUAGAUGAAGCUGUGGAUUAGUGCUGCUAAGGGUAUACUUCCACUCUUCCUGUUUUUGGUAGACAUGCUAAUUGCCUUUCUAAUAUCCGAUACCAUGAUAAACAGUUUCACGUACAUGUACAGGGUGUAUGUCAUUUAUUGGUACUGCCAUUUUCAAUUCACAUGAAAGAAAACAACAACAAAAACAUGCUAAUUGCCUUUCUAAUGUCCGAUAUGAUCGUGAUAAACAGUUUCACGUACAUGUAGGUAUGUCAUUUAUUGGUACUGCAAUUUUCAAUUCACAUGAAAGAAAUCAACAACAAAGAAAUUAGCAACAAAUAUCUAGUAGUAGUCUUAUAUCCAAACCCUGACUUUCAAAUAGUGUACCAGUAUUUGUAACUGAGGCAUCAUGAAGUUGCAAGAUAUCAUUGAUGUUGAAGCCACUUUUUAUCCACUCUGCGUUGAUAGUACAUGUGUUCAUGUUAGACUAGUUCAUGUAAUGUAUUUUAUUAAAUCUUUGUUGUUGUUGUUUUGGUUAAGGAACAAAGAUGUCAAAAGUGAUAUACCUGUAGUUGUGUGCUUAUCAAGUACAGGUAAAUUUACCAUCAAUUGAAGCAGAAAGGCUCUUCAUGAUUUGCAUAAGACAUUUGUCAGAGACUCAGAGGUAACACAAAUCUUAGAACUUGCUGGUUGUUCAGAAAAUAUUAUUACUGUAAAUUGCAUGACUCGCAUGCAGUCAUGUAUGGUACAAAAAUACACAUGUACAUGUAUAACAUGUUAUUUUGAAUGUGCAGUAAACGAGCCUAAAAUCAAAUACAUUAAUUGGUUGUAUGUUUUGAACUAAACAAAUAGUAGUGCAAUGACGUAAAUGAGAAUUUAAUGUUUCCAUUUGAUGUGUCUUUGACAGGAUAAAAGCUGCGAAGCCCCUGGGUGCUUUCAUAGAAUUCAUUGAAUCAAUACGACAAUCCUAAUGUGUUAUUCAUGAAAUAGGGUUUGUUUGGGAGGUAAAUUGAAUGAUUAUUAUCUUAAAAAGACUGUUGUUUGACUAGUUGUAAACAUGUUUUGUUCUGUCUUUCACUAUUCUGUAUAGGUCACAUGACUCCUCCCCCCCCCCCCCACCUCAUUUUUUUUUGCUUCCUGUGUUUGUUAUUGUCAGUACCGUAGUUUUAACUCUGUAUUAAAAUAGAAAUACAGCUAAACAGCACUUGAACAUUAUUCUUUUCUGGCAGCGGCUAUUUCUAACUGAAUGACAGCGCUCAUUUAUUAUGUCUGAGUCGAUACAUCCACUUUUAUUUAAUAUGUCUUCAUUGGCUUGAUUCUAGCAGUAAGAAGUUGCCAAAGAAAAUAAAGACACUCUGACCUAUAUAAUUUUCAUUUUGUAAUGAUAGCUACGUUAUGAUCAUGGAUGUAUAAUUUUGUAAGAGUGGAAAUAAAAUAUUUUAUAUAUCAAAUAAUGAUAAUGGCUCUUGAUUAUGAUGUUAUGGGGAUCACUCAAAGGAAAAAAGAAGUCAUUUUGAUUGUAUUAAUAAAUGUUUUUAUGAAAGACGUCAUUUCUAUAAACAUACAAUGAAACAUGAUACAUUGUAUUAGUCUAAAUCAAGGCCAAUUGUCUGUAAAGUUUAUUUGACAUUUCAUUUGUGACCCUAUUUUUACUUUUCAUGUCAAUCUGUUUACUCUGUAUGCUGCUGAAUGCACAAAGAAUAUGCUGUAAGGUCUGAAAAGGUUAAUCUUGAUUUCUGGUUAUUUUCAAAAGUAAAGAGUAAUCAUCACAAAAUCCAACAAAACCUACACAGCACGUGUAUUUAUCAAGACUCCAAGUAAAUGAUGUACAUGUAUGUGUUUUUAAAGCCAGAUUCUCUCAAAAUACAAAUCCACUACCAGAACGAUAGAUUAGCUUGACUAAAAUGCAAAGUGAUGAUUCCUUUUUUUAGGAGCCAGAAGGGCGUUAGUUCCUAUACCGGUACUUUAACACAGAGUUUAUGCCCUUCUGGCUCUCAACAGAUGAUUAGUACAUGGAUGUGUAUACCGGUACACAGGGAAUACAAAUAUUCAGCAAUCAAUAUACACUUAUGACAUUUAAAAAUCAGGCAGGGACUCGGUAAUGAGUAGUAGUUUCACACUGUGUUGAGUAUGUGGGUCAUUGGUGUGUGCCUUUCAUAACUACAAAACUGUACCCAAGCGAAAUGUACAUGUAUUCAUUAUUCUGGCCAGUGCUUUUGUUGUUUGUCAAAACAAGUGAUACAGAAAGUCAUUGUCAAUCACCAAUAUUCAGGGCUAUUAUUAUCUUUAACUAUUCAGUGAUAACAGCAUACUGUAUGCAGGACCAGAAAAUGCAACUUACAUGUAAUUUAUGUAGUACUUUGAUAUUAACUUAAAGAGAAGAGAGAUCUAUUUUAGAAUGUACAUCUAAUGACUCUGCAAAUGUGUUCCAUUAGACUUUCAGCUACAUGUAGCUUACAUGAAAUUACUUACGAGAGUGAAUCAUCAUUUUACUAAAUGCAAGUGGACGAACAGUGACACACAACUUGGAUUUUGUGUGCCCACGUAAUCUAAAAUGAUUGAACGUGGGAAAAUUCACACGGGUGUUGGUCAGUUCACAUAACCAGCCUGUUUUCUCAGUUGCUUUCUUUAUAUUGCUAUACAAGUAAUUGUUGCAAAAUGCCCCCAUUCACAUUUUCCUUGAAGUAUUGAGACCAUCAUUACUGUCACCCAUAUGGCCCUAAGACAUGAGACCUAGAGAGAUAGAUACAGUAGAUAGAAUGAACCCCAAAGCCUUCGUAUAUUCAAUACUGAAAUCUGUAUUUGAUUUAUCCAACAUAUUGGUGAAACUGUGUAAGACAUGUACAUGACGAUUAUUCCUGUAUGCUGUACCCCUGCUGAUAUUAAGCUGCACUAUAUUUUAAAGAGUAGAGCACAACCCCUUUUUCAAUGCUUAACCUGUACAAGCAGUGUGGAAUUGUGAUGUCCAUGUUGAAAACGUUUUCUGGUUAUGCAUUGUGUUCUUGCAAAGUGUGAAGGCCAUACAUAAUAGAAUGCUAAAAACAGACUUACAAAUUUAGUAGUGCAGACAAAUAUGUAUGUUUAUGAAAUGUACACACAAUCAUAUGCACAUGUUUGACACUCAUAUCUAUUUAUUUUUAUGAGGACUAUUUGUGCACAUGUGUAAAAAUGAAAAAGAAUCUGUGUCUUUUGGCACAACCAAUUUGAUUGUAUAGUGUGAAUAUUUAUUUUGUGGGAUAUAGACUAUAUAUAAAGUGUACUUUCAAAUAAAAUUGCUAUUAAAUGAAAUGAAAUACAUAA